GGUGCGCGAUUCACGGCAAGCCGCUCGCUCUCUUGCACACUCACUUCCAACGCUUGCAAGUGUACAGACGUGUUGUUCGUGGUUGCACCCUCGUUUGACCGUUUUCCAGUUGAAAGCAGCAAAAAGGAUAUUCUGACUCCCGGAGCAAAAGGGAAAAGAACCUUUCACCAGCGAAAACUUAGCAGAAAGCAAUUUGUUCGCGCGUCCUUCAACCAGAGUGUGCAGAGUGCCGCGCUGUAUGUUAUAUGGUGGCGCUCUAGAGCGGAAGAAGAAGAGAUGCAAUGCGCAAGAUAAGUUGUGCUGUCGAUUAAUGAGUAUCUAUUAGUAGUGUUACUACCAUUUCUACUACUAUAGUGGCAGUUUGUAGAGAAAAAAAAACACACACACAGAACAAAAGGUGGAGUAUCUCUCCCCAAAGUGUAUAUUGAAGCUUGGUGGCCGCGUAGAUUGAUCAGCACGAUCAGCACGAUCUCCCAGCAGCAGCAGCAGCAGCAGCAGGAGCAAGCGGCAACUGGAGCAGCGAACGGAAAGAUGCUGUUUGAAACGACUAUAUCGCCCGCAAAAAUGUAUCAGUACAAUGUGCCUCCACCGAUGCAGGGCCCGGCGGCCGUUCCCGUACCGAACAUAAGUGCCGGCACACUCGAUCCGAAUGGAAUUCUGGACACACACGAUCUACACACUACGCUGGUGCCCCUUAAGCCGGCGCUGCUCGCAUCCCAGGCAGCCGUCGUAGCCGCGACCCAACAGCAACAGAUAAAGAGAGAGCAGUCGCAAACGUCACAGCAGCAGGCCCAGGUACUGUCACCGCAGCAGCAGCAGCAGCCCCAGCCGACCGCCGCCCAACAGCAGCAGCAGCUCCAGGCCCAGCUCCAGCAGCAACAGGUGCAGGCCCAGGUCCAGCAGCAGCAACAGCAGCAGGCGGCACAGCAGCAGGCCCAGCAGCAGCAAGCGCAGGCCCAGCAGCAGGCCCAGCAGCAGGCACAGCAGCAACAGCAGGUGGUGGCACAGCAACAGCAGCAGGUUAACGGAGCGAGCGUUAACGGUUGCGCCAAGACGGGCGGCAACGCCAGCAACGGCAGCUCGUCCGGCCGCUCCACACCAAACAAUGGUAGCGAUCCGGCACCGGGCAAGCUGUUUGUCGGCGGGCUGAGCUGGCAGACGUCGUCGGAGAAGCUGAGCGAGUACUUCGGCAUGUUCGGCACGGUUACGGACGUGCUGAUCAUGAAGGAUCCCGUCACCCAGCGAAGCCGCGGUUUCGGGUUCAUCACAUUCCAGGAGCCGAACAGCGUGGACAAGGUGCUGCAGGUGCCGAUACACACGCUCGACGGCAAGAAGAUCGAUCCGAAGCACGCGACGCCGAAGAACCGCCCCAAGACGCAGUCGAACAAGACGAAGAAAAUCUUCGUCGGCGGCGUCAGCCAGGACACGUCGGCCGAGGAGGUGAAGGCGUACUUCAGCCAGUUCGGCAAGGUGGAGGAGACGGUGAUGCUGAUGGACCAGCAGACGAAGCGCCACCGCGGGUUCGGCUUCGUCACGUUCGAGAACGAGGACGUGGUCGACCGGGUGUGCGAGAUUCACUUCCACACGAUCAAGAACAAGAAGGUGGAGUGCAAGAAGGCGCAGCCGAAGGAGGCGGUCGCACCGACCGCCCAGCAGCUGCUCCAGAAGCGCAUCAUCCUGGGCAAUCUGGGCGUGCCGAUGGGUGCGGGCGCUCCGAGCUCGGCCGCCGCCGCUGCCCGGCUGGUCGGGGCGGCCCAGGCCGGUGGCAAUCCGGGGCUGGUCAAUCCGCUCGCCGCCAACCCGCUGAUGGUGCAGGCGCAGGCGGCCCAGGCGGCUCAGGCGGCCCAGGCGGCCCAGGCUGCCGCGAUGCAGCUGCAGAACGGGUUCGGCAAAGUCUUCACUACAUAUCCUCCGACACUGCAUAGCUUUAGAUACUCGCCAUACAGCAUUCCAUCGGCUGCCGCUGCCGCCGCUAAUGCAGCCGCCGGCGUGAAUCCGCUGACGAGCGUGUCCGCCAACCAGGCCGCCCAGGGCCAGCCGCAGCAGGUACCGCACCCGACGUCCGUCGCCGGCGCCACGGUGGCGACGCAGGGCGCCCCGCAGCAGACGAGCCAGCAGGCCGCGGCCGCCGCCCAGAUGGCAGCCGCCGGUCUGACGAACCCGUACCAGGGCUACAGCCUGGCCAAUGUAGACAUGUCGAGCUUCCAGGGCGUCGACUGGGGCUCGCUGUACGGCAUGGGAAUGUAUGUAUAAAUAUCAUCUCUCCCAUCACCACCAACACCACCACCAUCAACAGCAUCAUCUGUGUGCGCGAGCGCCCUUUUUGCUCUAAAGCUUCCCCCGCUUUGGGGAGCUGUUCCACCCCCUCAUCAUCAAUCAUCAUCAACAGUUCCCGCAAUCCUUUCCCACCAUUUGCUCUAAUCCCCCCCGUCUCGCUCCUCCCGCUGGGAGAGUAUAACCAUAAAACAGCGAGCUACACUGGCAGUAGUAGUAGUAGUGGUAGCGAUCGUGAAGAAGGAUGCGCUGUUGUUGCAACGCGCCGUGCGUGCAUCACACACACUCAUAUACUCAGAAUGCAGGCGUGCAACACCACACAACCAAGACACAGGAGCGUGCGCGCGCCCCACGUUGCGAGAGAAUCGUUUUGGAACGAAAAAAGAAAGAAGAAGCUAUCAAUAUUAUUACUAUUAUUAUUAUUAUUGUAAAGGCUAGCCGGUAGCGUUUUUUUUUCUUGUUUCCCUGCGAUUCAUAUAAAUAUACAAUUGUGUAAUCACUCAUGUUUCAACUAUUCCCACCCGCUUCCGUCGGGCAAGGGUGGUGUAGAAAAUCGUGCGCAGUUACAGUGCGCAUUUUUUUUUUGGUUUAUUACUGCAGAUCGGUUCGAAUGCGUGACAAGCAAGUCGUGUGAGAAAGGCGUGCAUAUGCGCGAUUUGUUUGAGUUACAAAUCGGAGCAGCAACACACCCUCACACAUACACACACACACACACAAACACACACACACAUUGUGGCCGAAUUUACAAAAUAGUGGGGCGAUCCUUUGCCGUGCGUGUGUGUGCUGUGGCAAAUGACUGCGCGUAGUGUAAAGAAGCAAAAAAAAACUACAACUUUACAUCAAACAAUCGCGUUCAAUCGCAAACGUAUUGUGUGGUGUAAAAGGGGGGGUAUGUGUUUUAGUAAAAGUGCCAGAAGAAUAUGCUUUGGGUGAGGGACAAGAGACGGGCAGUGAGGUGUAGUAGAAAGAGUAGGGUAUGGCUAAACUUAACAGCAAUAACACUCCGCAUGUACGCUCAUCGGCCAGAAAGGCAAAAAAGCAAAAAAAAAAAGGGGAAAGGAAACAGCCCCCCGCUCCCCAUUCAAGCGAAACAAUUCAUAAAAAAGUUCAUAGAGUUUUGAAAUAAAUAAUUAAGUAACAAGUAAUACUAUAAAUAUGUAAAAUAUGCAUCCCCCCUUCCCUCCCCCCCCCUAACUGCAACCGCGUAAAUGGCUGACAGAAGUAAGCAGAAGUAGAUAUUCGAGCGUAGCUGGAUAUGUGUGUGUAUGUGUGUGAGUGUGUAUGGUAUGCGCAUAUUGGACACUGUUGGAAUUACUACUAAUCGUCGCUUUUAGUUCUGGUUCGGUUCGUUAUAUACGCCCAGUCACGCUUUUACACUUACAUACUUAAGUUCUCAUGACCUACUGGCACUGACUUACAUAUUAGAGCUAUUAGAGUAUUAGAGAGCUGCUGUACCACGCGGGUGUACGCACUUUGUUAGAUUGUAAAUUAUGCGCAGCUUACGGUCACACACUUACGGUAUCUUUUACCAGAAACAAAACGGCACGAGGUUUGUCAAUUUCUUCGCCCGAUCUUUCCAGCAAAGAGGUUCAAAGUGCAACCCAAAAGAUCUAUUUUUUUAAGCGAUUUUAAAUAUCAUUAGAAAGGUUAGGUUUUAUCCGUCGUCUGUGUGUAUCUCUCUCUCUAUGUUUAAAAAUGUUUAGUAUUUGUGCUGCCUUCCCAGCAAAUCUCGCAAUUAAAUGAGAUUGUUUUUUUUUAAAUAAUUUGUACAGCAACAUUACUUGCCAAACUGGUUUUACAGUGUUUUUACAGUGCAAACGAGCAUGUGUUGCAUAUGUCGUGUGUCCUUAGUGUUAUAGUCGCACGCGCCCGGCUAGGAUGUGCUCAUAUACUACCCUAAAUCCGCUCGUCGCAGAGCGUAGUAAAAACUAAAAGAAGAAGAAACGGAUAUAGAUAUCAUCAUAAAAAGCAAUAAUCUAUUACAAAACGGGAAAAGCAAAAGGAAGAAAAUAUGCAAAGAAAAUGCGAGAGGAUUACAAAUCGUCAGAGUUCAAUACAUUCCAAAAGUACACGUGCGCAUUUCUUACGAUAUAAUGAGUUAGUUAAUAGUAGCAGUAGUAACAGUAUAUGUAUGGGAAUUAGUUUGUCGCAUUUGAUGUUACUUUUUAAACUCCUCUUCUUAUCAGUCGCUGUGUGCAGACGAUUAGAGAAUGUAUUUUUAUGGUUUUGGCCCCACACAGUGUGGGCAGGGGCGGCCACCACUACACUACUAUUAGUUUAUACUUUACGGUCGUUUUAGUCUGCUUCUCAUAGCGUGUAGUGUGUAUAUGGGAGUCCGUCGUUUGGAUGGUCUGCCGAAGUUGGGCCAAAACAGAGGAAGAUUACAGUUGUCGGGCGUAUCAUUUCUGUUUCAUCCCUCGCCUUUGUUAACCGAUCGAGAAGGUGUGAAUUAUGCCAACGCAAAUAAUAUUAGCAUUCUCUGCCACUGAUCAUUAAUUGCAUUUCGAUGAUGUAAAAAAGCGUUGCGAUCAAAUUACAUUUACGCAUGGAGGGGUAUGUAGUGUUAUACAGUGAAAGCCUUGCCAACUAUCACCAUCACCACGACUAACCACGUAUGCGAAAAUUAUUGUAAUUUUUAUCAAUAGCUUUUAAGCGGUAAUUUGUGACUAAAGAGUGUCACACCCCGUCACACAGUUUGCCGCGCGUUCGUUAGUAUUAUAUAGUUUUAAUCCCACAAAUUAAUUAGCUCUCGCAACGGUUAUUCUAGUGAUGUUUUUUUUUUGUAUUUUCAACCAGCAUUUUGAUUUCUCUCAUCACUUAUCUCUCUAUUUACACGCUCUUCAUAUCUCAUCAUCUACUAUUUAUUAGUAUUUAGUUUAGUGUAUUUACGUACCAUACGCUUUAUUGUGUUUUUAAGUAACCGCCCACCACAACCUGCCGGGCCGCGGCCCCGGUGGUGGUGUGUGUUGGAUGUGUGACGCUUUGAGCGCGCGUGGAUGAUGUUGCUGCGUGCGCGUGUUUGCGUGCGAAGUCCGAUGAAAGUGUAGUUUUUAUCCGUUACACAUCCUUCAUGAUACGAAGAGCAAAACGGUAAGCUUGCCACACUACUAUCGAAAGCGCGCGACUCACGCCUUCAGCGUCAUCCACACGUCGGUAAAGCGUCCCGCGCCUCGAAACGCAUACGAAGGCCGAAGCAAAACCAGCCGAAUGUACUUAUGAUUUACAUACAAAACCUUAGUUCUAUUGUACUUUAAUUUGCAUUGUAAGCACCCGAAUGGCAAAACUAAUAAAUAUGACUAUUUUUAAAACCAUACGUCCCCCACCCACCACCUCUCCAACCUAACCAGAGGGUUUUUUUUUCUUCUUUUCUACUGCUUUUGUUUGUUUGUUUUUGUUCUCGUUUAUUGGUUGUUUAUUGUCCUUUUCUAUUUGUGUGUUAAUUUUCUACGUGUCCAUUCUUUCAAGUUGCGUUCCGCUUUGAAUUUCUCUCUCUCUCUCUCUCUCUCUUUUUUCAUAUUCAUAUUUUCCUCAUGUGUCGUUGUUGUUUUUGUUUUUGUCGUGGCUUCUGUUUCUGUAUUAACAUUAAUGCGUUAAUUCUAAUCGAAUGUAACCAAACAGUAACUGUACAACUAAGCGUAUUUGGAGGCUCUACCGGAGCGCUUUGCAUUGCUUUUGGAUUGAUUGUACCUCGUUGUAUGAUUGAUUGUAUUGCAUCAUUUCGUCAGUGUUUGGGUUAUGGUAGGAUGUUUUUUGUUUUUUGUUUUUUGAGAUUUGUACGUAAUAUUUUAACCAUCUUUCCACAAUUUGACUAAUUUGACAUAAGUAGAGACCAGUUUGUACAAGCUUCUGCUUUUCGUGCAUUACCAAUAACAACAGUGGGAGCGGUAAUUUUGGAAGCGAUAUGCACACACCCGGAUCCAUCUUACCACGUUGCAUAAUAGAGCUGAACGAGGAUUGCCCGCCGUCGCCAACACCGCGGCAAGGUCUUUGACAGGUUGGAAACGUUCCACCGGUUCGGUGUUAAUUUGGACAUGCUCUGCAGUAUUCCGUAUUGGUCCGGUUGCGGAACCCGGUAUACGAUAUGCCGCGGUCUCAUUACUGACAUUUAAACCAUUCAUAAGUGAUUGCGCCCAUACCGGGGGCCGCACGUCUGUCAUGUGUGUGUGUUGUAACUUAUUUUUAAACCGCAUCCGCUCAGUCAGACCUCCUGUCGACGGCGUCGCCGGCUGGGUCGGGUCGGUUCGUCAUGAUUCACACACCACUUGAGGCGGAUGGGCGGGUCAGGUUUUGGAGGCAGCAGUGCGGUCGACUUGCGUGAGUUCAUAAUUCAUCUAUUUAUUGUAUUUAUAGAUGGUACAGGCCAGAUAUUGAAACUGACUGACUUCGGUCACUCGGUGCUGCCACGGUAUGUGUGUGUGUGUUUGCGUUUAAGCGAAUCCGGUCCCAGGAAUGCAGGGGCGAGCGGGUAACAAGUGUCCUUGUCUCUCUAACUGGGUGCCUUUUGCAUAAUUUAAAACUUAACCCUCCCUCCCCUCCCAGCUUGAGCUAAAAAGAUGUUGAGAAAAUCAGUCCACCCAGCCGGCGGGAGGGUUGCGCGCUCCUGUGUGCAGCUAUUUCAGGUUCCAGCAGCAGGGGUUCGAAAAUAGAACCUAAACAAUGUGCCUCCGUGUCACAGCUGCUCGAAAUAGUCAAUCGAUAAUGUUUGACCGAUAGAAAAAAGGACAACGUGUAACCGCUCUGCUGGACACUGGUCGCGUGCGAGUGGCCAAGGUCCUGCUGUCAUCGAUUGACUUUAUUCAAAGUAGUGUGGCCGGUGCGCUGCUUGAAUGAUCACACACACUGAACCAUUGCGUACGCACACAGCACAAGCGAAUUGUACUUCUUGGGAGGGGCCAUUAGACUUUAUCCAUUUUUGUUUCAUUUUUCAGAACGUUUGUUUUUUUCUUUUGUUUAUUAAAUCAUUGUUUAAUUUUCAUCAUCUUUCUGUCACUGUGUCCGUUUUAGAUUGUACCCUGAGAGCCACUGUUGAGAGCUCCGCCGUCUUCACCGCCAUCGUCUGUUUGCCAUAGUAGGAGGUGGUGGCAGCAGUAAGCGAAUGCAACGCACCCCCCACCAUUGCAUUGCAUUCAUCUUCCGGUUGGUCGGUUGAUCGGAGUUACAGCCGAUGAUGCUGGCCGCCAACCCGUAAAUGGGGUGCAUAAGUAGUGCAGAAGACAAGAUCAACUGUACUCAUCAUCAUCAUCAUCAUCAUGAUUCAUCAUCAUGAUUCAUCAUCACGAUACAUCGUAAAGACUGUUUUAGUUCUGUUAAGUUUUAUUUAGUCGAGCGGAGGAUAUUAUUUUAGAUUUGCGUUUAUUGUACACCAAUAGAGAGAUCGGGGCGCUGUUCGUCAACAGUGUAGAUCUAUUAAUGAGAACACUUGUAUUUCACUUCAACUCUAUCAUUUUACAACAAACGAUUCAAUCACUUGCUCUCGAUAGCUUUGCAACAGCGGUCAUUAAACAUAAGUAAUAAUUAUUUUUAACCCACAUCCCCGACCCAAUCCAUUCAUAUGGCGGCUCAGAUGGUGGAAGCGGUAAGCUCUCGCCCCAAACACCCGAACAAAAAACCCCGGUCGUUGCACAUUUCGUCUGGGCAAAACACACAUUCAUGUCAAUAUUGUUCGGCGUACAGAUUUUCUCGCCCCAACUCUCCUCCAACGAACAGAGCGAACAGAGGAGAAGCAAACGAUGGGGAGAACUGCAAGAAACCCCAAAUCCAUCAAUCAAGACCGAUCCGUGUGCGCUCUGCUCUUCACUUUCCAUUCUUUCUUCUACUCCGAACAUGCCUUCCCUCCAAGCAGUGUGGUGGUUUUUUGUAUUAUUAUUAUUAAUACUUUUGCGCUAUUUUUAGGCCAGAAGCGCUCAAAUGUGUCCGUCACUGUUUCGGAUUUCAAGUACCGUGCAGGCCAAGUUUUGGCGUGGCCGGACGUUCUGGGACUAAUUCCUUCACGGCUCAUAAUGUUGCCUCCAAUGGAAGCACAUCAAAGUGUGUGUACGUGUGUGUGUGUGUGUUGUAAAAACCAGCCGAGCUCGAAGAAUGAACCCGAUUGAGCAGCGAUCGGCGAAUGCAGUGGUCGGCAAUGCAUUGCACGUGUGCAAGGCGUAGUUUUCAAUUGCAUGGUUUUGAAUUUUUAUUAACUAAGGUCAUGUGAAAACAUGCGUACUUAAUUGAUUGUACAGUGGAUUGUUGUUGUAUGGCAGAUAAAAAUGCAUAAUCAAAAACAGCUGCCCUGGCUCACCGUCUGGAGUAACGGAUGCGUUUCUCCAUUUCCUAUGAUACUGGUGUAUUUCCUUUAGCUAAACAAACCAUUUUUACUUCACAAGAUCAUCACACCUGCCGGAAAGUGUGUGAUAGAGAAAGUUGAAAAUGAAGAUAUAUAGGAUGCAAGUGCAUGUUGCACCAACCAAUGGUGAAAUUUUCAAUUUUUCUAAACGAAAUCAUAAUUAGUUCGUGUUUAGUAAACCAAAACAAAAACAAUUAAAUUUGAUUUUUUUAUUAUCUAUGAAGAAAAAGUGACACGGGUUCAUCGUUCAACAGUUUAUCGCCACAUAGCACAGCAUAGCAUUAGCAUAGCAUAGCCUGUUAAUAAGUAGUUGGAAUGUGUUGCAUUUUUUUUGAUUGCAUAAUGCCGUGCUUUCCGUUGACAUGUUUCGCGUUCGUUAAAGGGGAAAAUAAUAGCAAAGAUGCAAAAUUGCCAGUUAGUUUAGUUAGUGUACGUUCAAUGUUCAUACUUUGUGCCCAUCGCGCCGUGUGGGCCCUUUUCUUUCCGUUCUCUCUGUCUCUGUCGCUCAUUUGUUUGGCCUUGCGGCACACCCCCCUCCUUCUUUUCACUGUCUUCUAGUCAACUUAUCCUCCUUAUCCAAGUUCGUUGUCUCUCGUAUGCCGGGCCGUACGGAUUUUUUGUUGCGUUUGCAUAAGUGCGAGAUACUCGCUUUAGCGGAAGAGGGAACAGUUACCAUUAGAGAUAUAAAUUUGUUCGUUCGCCAUUUUAUCAAACUUUCUAUAUACAUAUAUAUACUUUGUAAAAUGCGGUAGUUGUGUAACUGAACUCAUUUUGUACUGUAGUUUCCAUCUUUUUUGUUGUUUUUUGGUACAAUUUCUUUGUUAAUGUUACAUAUGUAUGCAGUUUUUGUUCAAUUUGCUACAACUUUUCCUACUACUAGCAGCGAUCAAUAUAUCAGUAGUAGUAGUUGUGUUUCGGUUUAAAUCUAGCCGUUUCGUUCUGUUCCGUAAUUAGAUGUUUCAAUUCAAACCUUUACGGUAUGCAGGGGGCAGAAUAAACAAAAAAAAAAAACGCCAUACAACAUUCCUCGCAUGCCAAAGCUCUUUUCCAUUGCUAAAUGUUGCUAUUACGAAUAAGCCGUAACGUGUAACGUUUUUCUUCCUUCAAGCCAAAACGAAAUCGUAGCGGUAGCAUUUUGAUCAACCAUUAAUUGGGAAAUAUGUCUUUUUAUUUCCAAAUAAUAUUGCUAUCGAGCAAGUCUGUUUCGGUCUCUACUGUACAAAAUGUCGCCCUUCAAUGUCUUUUCCUUUCCUUUCCACGGAUGAAUAGAAAGCACACACAUUUGCACGGGGUUUAAUAUUCAAUAUCAAUAGUGAGUAGUUGAGCAUUGUGUCAGAAAGGAUGAAUGAUCUGCCAUCGGAAAAGCAGCCGUUGUUAUAUUAGGAAAGUAGGAACUUUUAUCACGAUUUGCUUUGCUUCUAAAUACCUUUUGUGACAAUACUCAUCAUCUCCACCGUUUUGUAGUGAGACUCGAUUUCGGUAAUUCCUUGUAGGUUUGUUUUUAAAGUAAAGUAAAGUAAACAGACCACCUCUUCCUGUGAAACUAUUGCAAAACCUAAUGGUUACACAAAUAGUGGUAAACCUGUGGUAAUAAAUGCAUGUGAGCAUUAUUCACAGAAAGAGUAAAACGUACUUAAAAAGCAUGUAUAAAUAAAACCACAUAAAUCUUACAUAGAGAAACAAAACAACAAACAUAUCGUAUUUGAGCGCGGGGGCGAUGGUAUAGAAGACUAAAACUCAAAAUAGGAGCUAUUAUCGUCUACAACGGACCGGAGCAAGUACAUUCGAACGAGAAUUAAAGCAAAUGUAAUGGCACAUCACACACUCGAGCGGUAGUAGUACUUUGUAAGCUAAAUAAGGUAACCAAACGUUCUUCCAUACAAAACACUAGAAAAAUGCAUAUAUUUAUACUAUCGAGAGAUGCUGCAGAUCGGCAAGUAAUAGGGUUUGAAUACUAAAGGAACGAACGGAACAAACAGUACCAAAACAAGGAAAGGAGAAGACAACCACAAAAAGGUGCACACAGCGCAAUUACUUUGCAGCCCACAUCCCACAAAUGUAUAAACGUACACACACUUCAAACGAGCUGCAAACAAAUUUAUAUCUCUAUAAGUGAAAACUAUUCCGAGAGUGAGAUAAAUCGAGCUAAUAAUUAGAUGGAAAAUCCAACCCACAAAUCCAAAACCCCAGUGAGAGACGAACUGAUGAAGCAGGAUAAACACAAAAGAUUAGAAGCAAAAUGGUCGGGAAUUAUUUUUCAAGCAUGAGCAAGACAGAAUGAUAGCUCUUGAGCGAUGCUUCAUCAUAUUCAAGUACCUACUGCUUUAGUAGAGCCGCCAAUUGGUUGGGAAGCGGAUUUUAUUUUCAAAGUCCGGUUUCCGCCUGGUUUCGCAUUGAACUCACUCAUGGUACAAACAUACUAAUGAGCGCACUAACGCAUUAGAAGCGGCGGAGGAGCAGUGUGGUUUUGAAGCCUUCCUUCUAACGGCAACAGAAAGCUUCCUUCCUACCUCAGAAAGCAUUAGCAGAGGUGUAAGAGCCCGACAGAUAUGUGUUUGUUUUUGUUUUCUUCAAUACAACAUUGGCUAUGGGUCAAAGGGGAGGAAUUUAAAUGUAUCUCCUCUUUAACACGCUAAGCACUAAUGGGCGGGUAUGAGAUCAAUCUAAAGAAACACACACACAAACCCGUAAAACCCCAAAAGGCUAGUGACGUAAUGCGAGAUUAUCGAUUCGGUAGUUUUAUGAUUUUCGGGCUGGCAAUAGACAAAACUGUUGAAAUGAUGAACUCAACGUGGACCAAAUGGCAAAACUGACGAAAAAGAAAGCAAGACAAGAGAUCUUUACGAGCCAUUCCGCUCAAAAAAGCGAUGGCUCCGAGUCGGAAACUUUCCACCAACUACGCAUAUGAGCAAAGGUUCGUGACGGAACAGGUGUGUGUGUACACAUUGUAAAAUUGUUGUUUGCGGGCAUUAAGCCAAAAAGAGACAAAGUAUCACAUCACAUAAACAAAUGUGUAUGAGUGCGGAUUUGUGUAAAAAGCGGGUGAGAGAACCUGUGUACCUACUCAAAAGAUUACUUAAAACUGCAUAUAUAACAAAAAAAAAGAAAAUGAAAAGAAAACACACUAAAUUAUCCCAUCGAAUUUUGAAUCUUAGGUUUUGAGCCAUUUUAACACGAUCGUGCUGUGUAUGUUAUAUAGCCUGUAAAAUGUAAGAGUACACGCUUGCAGGGGUGGUGGGUGGUCUACGUGUUUCGUGUGUAACCAAAACACAACAAAAGAAUUGAAGGAAACAGUUUUCAGAGUGACAGUUUCUAAUCUGAUACUGUUUCUAAUCUGUUUGUUGUACAGUGGAUGGGCCCAAACUUGCCGAUGGUGACCACAAGUUGCAAAAGCAAGCGAUAACAAGGUUCAAGAGUAGGCGCGCACAUGCAAGCCAGCAAGCGAGGCUGGGACUGGGAGAAGACCCGUCUUUUACAGCACUGACGGGCUAUGCGCUUAAUGAUUUGGAAGGAGAGAGAGAGAGAACAUUGCAACCAUUGCAAUCAGACCAAUAAUUGUUGGCUUUUUAUAUUCACUUCGCCUUGAAAACCCCCCCCCCUUUGGAAAUGGAGGCGCCUAUGCCCUGGUGGAACACACCUCACGCUAGCGCGAUGAGUGCAAAAACACGAUCUGCUUGAGCCCGAUACCCCUGGAACGGGAUCUUUCUUGGGCAAACAGAGCUAAUCGGCACAAAAAAAAAACCCCAAACCAACGUGUGUGCGUGCUGGACCACCCGUUCUGCUGGGGGGAUGGGCGGCUUUCUUCACCUGUCGUUGUGGAUAGUUCCCCCCGACACUCACCCACAAGUUUACCUUGAUACUUAUUUGAAUACGAGAGAGACUCAUGGAUAGCAAGAUUUAAGCAAGUUAAGAAAGAAUAAAAGACAACAAGACGCUUUCAAACCAUACAUAUAUGACUAUAAAUAGAUAUACACACACACACACACACAAACACGCGCGCGCGUACAAAAAAUACACACACACACACACAUACAUUAGUAUUUAUAUUUUUAGGAAUUUAUACUUAGGAUCUGUGAAUUUUAUGGGAACUACACUCUAAAUCUAAAUUUAAAUGUGUCGUGCGCGAAAGGACACCCGAAGGUGCUCAACCGUUGGGGCGCGCGGCGUCUGUAAGGCAAAUGUAUUCAUAAAAGCAAUCAAUCGAUGGAACAGUAGUGGUGGUGUGGUGUCGUCGCAGUACGUCGUAUCUUGAAAGCUCUAUACUUAAUGGUUAGGAUACUUAAACAUUUUGUCGCCCCGCUUGAGGACCUUGUCUAAAAAGGGCGUUGUGUUCGGCAUGGGAAGAGCUCGUGUCCCGGUCGUGUGUUAAGAAAUAUACAAAAGCAAUAUAUCAUAUACGCUACACACUACUACACCACACGGUUUGUGUAUCUUAGAAGAAGAAAAUACAUCCCAUCCCUUACAUAUCCGUGGGGUGGAGAUGAGUUUUGGAACGUGUAUAGGGGGGAGUGAGUGACUGGGAACAGGUUACUCGGUAAAGAUGGCUAUGAGGGCAUGACAUGGCCCCAGCAAGGGUGUCAAGAUAUCGUUAGUAAUCCUCCCAGCACAUUGCUAACGUUGGGAGAAGGGUAAGGGCAGACGAAAAAUAUGUGUACGGUGGUGUACGGUGUUUGCUGCUACUAAACACAGUAUACUACCCAUUUAAACUUAUGGCCAAAACAAACUCUCACCCACUAAUCGCGCCAUCGACACACAAGUACACACGCUAGUACCACACACACCCAAACACACUUACAGCGUAUAUUGAGGCGCGCGUAUACUGAAAUGCAUCCAACACACACACACGUACAUAUACACACACUGCCGGCAAGCAAAGUGACAGAAAACAAAACUGAGUGUAUAGAAGAAGAGGAAGGAAAAAAAGGAGGACAAAGCAAGCAUCCACUCAAACAGACAAUACUACAUAUUAUAUUUGUGUUUUAAUUUCGAAGUUUUGUGAUUGUUGCGAUUGACGGGGGCCCCGCAUAAAAGAAACUAGUUUAAAAGAAUACACUGUGACGAAUAUAGAACAAAUGCAUCAAAAGGGAGGGCGGCGGAGGGAACGAGCGACGAUGCUUUAAGCUAAGUGAAAAUGGACCUGAUGGGUUAAAAUUAAAGACACAGAAAGGGAAAGGGGGACACGUGACACAGACCCAGUGACGCUGUCAGGGGAGCAAAACACAGAAACUGCAUGUAUAUUUCCAUUAUAGUGUGCUAUUGCUGUUGCUGAGUAGUAGUGUAUAUUUAAUACGAAACUAUUAUACUACAUACACACGGGCACGCUUGUGUGGUGUGUGUGUGGAAAGAGCUACAAAAGACAAAAACAAAUAAAUGAUCUCUUCCGUGUAGCGCUGCAUGCGAAGCAGAAAAAGGGCGAUGUAAAGAAAUAGAAAAAGAGAGGGAGAGCGAGUGAGUAAUUGCGAGAAUUCAAAGCAAAAAGAGCAAGAAGAAAAAACAUAAAUAGCAACAAAAGUAUAAGAAAAAUACAUGAAGUGAGCUAACAAAAAACCAAGAGAAAACGGAAAAGCAAUAACGUUAGUUAUUAUUAAACAAUAUGAUAAUGAUUAAAAAUUAUAAUUAUGAUACUUAUGAUGAUUAUUAUUACCAAUUAUUGUCGAUCAUGUGAUGUACUGUUCCUCCCCCCUCCCCAUUCACUACAACAAAAAAAAAUAGCUACGCCGCCAUUCUUCGUCAUCGUGUGUCGCCACAUCGCGCGAUCAUUCCACAUCUGUGUUUCAAGAAUAUGGGGGGGGGAGGAGGCGGGGGGGAAAGGGACGAAAUAGUAGCGAACAGGGGGAUUUGCAAACCCCAACGAUUGACGAAGGCAAAAGAAAGUAAGCAAAAAACGGUAACUCCGCGAAACCGGCAACCCUGAACCUACUGGCAAACCCUUGUGCUAAAGCGUACCAACUACUACUAUCACCCAACCACCCACAACCCUUGACCUUAUACCGCAACACAGCAACACAAAAACCACCAGUUGUGAUUGCAAACACACAGAAGAAGAAGAUGCGCGAGCAUUGCGUAAGAAGUGCCGUAAAGCAAACGAUUGCUAAACGAAACAAAAGAAGAGAAAGAGAGUAAAGAAAAGACAAACGCAAAACAAACAAACGUCGUACGAGAAGAAGUAAUAAAGCAAAAUAAAACAAAUGAAUAAAACCACAAAACAAAUGGCAAAGUAUGUGUUGUAAGGUU
This is a messenger RNA of Anopheles gambiae (African malaria mosquito), 14833 nucleotides long. It is a transcript of the gene msi, whose product is annotated as RNA-binding protein Musashi homolog 1. Gene Ontology annotation, molecular function: RNA binding. Lineage: Eukaryota; Metazoa; Arthropoda; Insecta; Diptera; Culicidae. The record is from RefSeq and is a predicted model, not a curated record. Bases 532 to 2253 code for a protein of 573 amino acids. The transcript is spliced from 7 exons. Gene Ontology annotation, cellular component: cytoplasm.